Prorocentrum cordatum is the source of this 6744-nucleotide messenger RNA. NCBI's taxonomy places the organism in Eukaryota, Dinophyceae, Prorocentrales, Prorocentraceae. The record is from the annotation of a GenBank genome assembly.
AUGGUGCCGCCUCCCAAGCUCGCGCCGCUGGAGGCCAACCGUGAGCGCUGGCUGCGCAACGGGACGAACGGCAAUCGCAAGAUGUGGAAGUGCAGCUACUCAGAUUGCGGCAGCGCUAAGAACCUGCUCAGUUUCUGGUACUGCAAGCACUGCAAGACGUCCCCGCCGCCCGUGGCGGUGCCCGAGUCGGCCAGCAAAGAGGACGUCCAGCAGCUGCUCCAGCUGGCGGAGAAGCUCGGUGACACCGCCGCGGCGGCGCACCACCGUAGAUGGAUCGCCAAGAGGUCCGCCAGCGAGAAGCCCACUCCAGCCAAGCCACUGGAGAAGCAGGCAGAACAGGCCCGCGUUCGAGUCAAGCCCCUUGAGACCAAGCUCAACGAAGAGUUGUCAGACAUCGAACGGGCGCGCACAUGGUGCUCGGACUGCGUCGAGGCAGCCAAGAAGCUCAAGAUCGACCUGGACGAGGCGGAUAAGGAGCACAAGAGGCUGGUGGACCAGCUCCAUCACGAGGUGGUGGCUCCCACUCCUGCUCCUGCGCAGCGGGCUCUGUGCUUGCGAGACAUAUUGGACGGCAAGGAGGGGGCCAUCGCCAUAGACUACGGUGAAGGAGCUCUCGGCUUGGACGGCGAACCUGCGUGGUCGGACACCGAUCUGGAAGAGUUCAACAAACCCAAGUCCUUGCUCGAAGGUCAGCUGGCGGACAUCACCAAACAGUUGUUCGCCAAGGUCCAGCAGUCGGUGCAAGGCCGAGAUUUUGAGAUCAGCGACAGUUUAGUUGCUGACCGGGUUGGCGUCGGGUCCAAUUUUGAUUUCUUCCAGGUGCCCGACUCCCCGUCCAAGGAUCAGUUUUGUUUAAAGUUUGAAACUUGCAACGCCACGUCGCGGGGGUCGCGCAAGGAAUGGCUCCCGGGGGCCCAGGCCCAUGCCGCCCAAGAACACCAUCUGGUGCCCAGCGAGCCGCGUAAAGCUGCGGAGGCCUGGCGCCUGCGCAACGGUUGGAAGGGGAUUUUCUUUCCUGCUCAUCCAGGCGAGGGCGAGGGCAGCUUAGGCGGCGUUGCUGCGCUUGGUCGCGAGUUCCUCGGCUCGCACCCCUUGCCCAACCUCAGCUCAGAAGUUGCCCCGUCCAGGGCGGUCGCGGGCAUCAUUCAUCUUCCUGGGGAUGAAGCUCUUCAGGUUCUUUUAGUCUCGGUGCACUUGUAUUGCUCCGAGGGCCUCACCAAUCGUAACUUGCAUAUCUUGGGCGCGGUCGGCAGCCCCCAGGACAUCCAUGCGCCUGAAAUGUUGGCGGGAGGCAAAAUCAUGAGCGAGCUGGUUCCUGGGACCUCGUCCGAUGGAUUCCAGGAAAAGUUGUCUCGCCUCGGCCGCCUCUGGGGGAAGUUGGCUGAGUAUGAGGCGGCCAAGGACACGUCCUGCGCCGUCGGCUACGACGACCCCCGCAGCACGGAGGUCGACGACGAGGCCGACGAGGCCCUCGAUUCCGAUUUGCUUACUGACUUGGACCAGGCGCUGGAGGCGGAGCAGAAUCGUGCCAGGAGCCAGGUGGUCAGCAACUUGAAGGUUGCCUCAUCUUGCCUGCACAAGGCCAUAGUAGACGAGAUGGGAUGCGACAUAUCGCGCGACAAGGCCGCUUUCGUGACUUACAGCAAAGAAGUCAGGAAGCAGUUGAUUGACUUUUUAGGGCCUCUCGCGGGCAGACCCACGGACAGCGCUGUCAACCUGGACAUCGACGAUACCGCAGGCAGGCAAGUCUGGGAGCAGGUUUUUAACAGUAAGAUGCCCACCUGGCGACAGGCGGCGCCGGAGGUGCAGCUCGAGUUCGGGCUGCCGUGGAGCUGGGCCGCGGGGCUGCUCGCGCUCGGAGGCCUGGCGGGCGCCUGCGGCGCGGAGGCCCCGAGCUGCGCGUGGGCGUACGUCCUCUACAAUGGGGAGGGCGAGCUGUGGCACCAGAGGCGGCGCGUCGCGAGCUCAAGGGUGUCUUGGGCGACUGACUACAUCCUGACCCCGGACGGGGAUUGCUACCCGGAGAAGUACGAUUUGGAGGAGCAGAACAUCUCGGCGGCGAGGUGCGCUGAGGCGCGCUGGCCGCCCCCGCCGGGGCUGGCGCGAGGCAACGUGCACAGGUUUCGCGCGGCGCCGUCCCAGCAGGAGCUCGACGACGCCGCGGAUCAGGGGGGGCCGCCGCGGGUGCGGCGCCCGCCGCCGCUGCUGCGGGGGCUGCCGCCGCCGCGGGGGGACCUCGGCGGGUCGGCGCCCCAGCAGGAGGGGGAGGAGCAGGUGCUGGUGCUGGAGGCGGUGCCGCUGGGGGAGGCGACCAGACCGCGGUACUUCAUCAUGCUCCACGGGCUCGAGACGGGCGACUGGGGCGCGGAGGCGCACCGCAUGUGCCUCAAGGCGGUGGAGGACGCGGCCACCUACGACCACCUGGAGCUCUGCAACCUCGCGAGCUUCGAGGGCCUGUUCUGGCAGGCCCAGCUGGUGGAGCACGUGUACGAGCAGGAGCGGGUCGCCAAGCUGACGAGCAACAACAAGGGCAAGAAGGGCGCUGGCAAGGGCGGCGGCUUGCUCGACGAGGCCCUGGUGUUCACUGGUCAGCACCGGGACGCUGGGGCCGUCAUGCUGGCGCCGGAGUUGAUGGACUUCGUAUCGCGCGAGGUCGAGAGGGAUGCGAACAUCAUGAAGCAGGUGCGGAAGGCGCGGGAAGAGCGCCGGGCCCUGAACAAGAAGAAGGACGGAGUCUCCGGGACCAUCGCCACCCUCAAUGAGCUGUACGGGGGGUCAAACCACCCGAGCGGCUCCAAUUUGCAGCCCAGCGCGGCGCAGUUGGCGUGCCUGGAGCGGAUCGAGCAGGCGCAUCGCGACCUCGGUACGCCCCCGGCCGACUUGCAUGGACAGGGAGCCCUGGAGGAGCUCCUGUCGAAGCAGAGCUACGGCGGUUCCGCCGGAGCUGUUGCGCCCCUCGAGGUGGAGCGGGUGGCCUUGCCCAGUCUCCAGCGCCGACCUGCUCGCAUCCAGGAUGUUGGCGGCUCGGCGGGCGUGAAGGUUCUCGAGGUUCUCAAGAGUUUGGUUCGGAAGUCCGAAGAGGGCGAAGCAGAGGAGGAGCGACAGCAGCUGCGGCGCGCCUACAACGACCCGCUGAUCAGACAGAAGCCGAAGGACGCCCCUGGAGUGAGCUUGGCUACUGGAGACAGUUUUGGUCGGCUAGAGUUCGAGGGGAACGAGCCGGUGCACGUCUCGGGAGUCGACAUCGAGGUCGCCUUCUACUCCAUCGGCCUCCCCGAGGAGCUGCGGGAGUACUUCGGGAUGGAGCCUGUCUGCGCUGGCGCCGUCGGCGUGGGCUGGCUUGGCGGAGUGCGGCUGCAUCCUGGGGAGAAGCUGGUGCCCGUGCUGAGUGCGCUACCCAUGGGCUUCAAGGGCGCCCUGUACGUCUGCCAGGCCCUCCACGAGGCCGUGGCCGAGGGGGUCGCGGGCGUUGAGGGGGGCAACCGGCUGGUGGACGGGAGGCCAGCGCCUUCCGCUGCCCGAGGGCCGGUGCACACCGAGUACGUGGACAAUUUCGCGGCGCUGGGCACCGACGGCGAGGAGGGGCGCCGCAUGGCCACCGAGGUCGGCGAGGCGCUGAAGGCCGACGGGCUUGGCGUGCACCUGGUGACCUGCAGCCGCGGGGGGGACACGCUCGGCUGGCACUUCGAUGAGUGGCGGCCGGCCGUAGGCGUCGCCCCUCGCACCGCCUGGCGCCUCAUCCUUGGCUUGCGAGAGUUACUGCGACGGGGUCGUGCGAGCAGCGCCCAGUUGAGAAGCAUCGUUGGUCACAUCACGUUCCGCGUCUUGCUCCGACGACCCAUCCUUUCUGUACUUCAAACUGUCUACGCUUUUAUCGAUCGUCAUCCUGUUCGGGUUGCGCCUCUCUGGGACACAGUAAAGCAGGAGCUGGAGUGGAUAAGUCGCCUGGUGCCCCUGGCCUCGAGAGAGCUCAACAUGGAGUGGAGCCCCAAGGUCACCGUGUUCGACGUGAGCGAGUGGGGGUACGGGGUGAUGGAGCGGCGAUGCGAGCUCGGAGCGAUCAAGUAUGCUGGGCAGUACUCUGAUAGGCCUUGGAACGUCUCGGGGGACCGGGUGAUCUUGGAAGCUCGGGCCGGCGUGUGGGCCCUUCGUCACAUUCUUCGGGACAGCCGUGCUAUAGGACGCAGACACCUCGUUCUCAGUGAUGCCAUGGCCGUUGUGCUCGGUGUGGCAAAGGGGCGGAGCUCGAGCCGGGCCAUGGGGCGCUGCCUUAGGCAGUGGGCUGCCCUGUGCCUGGCCAGCUUUGCCGUCGUUCACGUUCGCUGGAUCUGCUCCGAGCGGAACGCGGCGGACGGCGCCUCGCGGGGCUCUGAGGAGCGCAGCGCCGCGGCUGCCCGGCAUGCUGAGCCGCGGGCCGACGGAUCGACGGCUCGAGAGCGCCUCGCUCGCCACGACCUCAGCGGCUUCGAGUUCGUGGAUCCCGUCACCGGCGGCUUCAUCGGCUGCGAGGGGACCGAUAACUUCGUCUUCCGGGCCGCUGGCGCAAGCUCGGCCGCGCACCAGCUCGCGGGCGCCAGCCGCGAGGUUGCCGCCGACGGCAGGCGGCGGGCGCUGCUGGGGCCCGGGCUGACGCAGCUGGAGCGGGGGGCGCCCCCGGGGGCGCGCGCGCUGACGGUGCUGGAGGACGAGGCAGUGGGGCCCUCGACGCAGAAGGACUACCGCCACCGCUUCGGCUGUUUCACGCGCUGGGCCUCGGAGAAGGGUCUCAGCUGGGAGACUCCAGCCAAGGCCGACGCGGCGCUGGUGGAGUGGCUGAACGAGCAGUUCUUCGAGGGCGAGCCCCUGGCGACCGGCACGAAGAUGCUGGCGGCGCUGGGCCACCUGCUCCCAGGGGUGCCCCGUGGGGCGCUGGAGCUGCGACGCUCGCGGCGGGCGCUCCAGGGCUGGAGGCGUCACAACCCGUCCAGCUCGCGCCUGCCGCUGCCGUGGCCUGUGGUUGCUGCCUUGGUGAAGGAGAUGCACGCGCAGGGGCAGCUGGCGGCCGCAGGGGCCACCCUUGUGGCGUUCGUGCUGCUGCUGAGGCCGGCGGAGACGCUGAGGUUGGCGGGCGGCUGCCUGGCGGCUCCGGUGCGAGGCGGAGGCCGCAGCCGCCGCAAGUGGUCAGUGGUGCUCCACCCCCAAGAGAGAGGAGUGACCUCGAAGGUGGGGGCGCAGGACGAGUGCAUGGUGUUCGACAACCCCGAGUUCGACCUGGUGCUGCCGCUGCUGGAGUGGCUGCUCAAGAGCGUGCCGUUCGGGAAGCCUCUCUUCCCGCUGAGCGCGGCCCAGCGGCAGGAGGCCCUGAGGGCGGCGGCCAGGCGGCGGUUUCCCAGCCUCGCCGCGCCCACGCUAUACCAGCUCCGGCACGGCGGCGCGUCCCACGAGGCGCUCACGCAGUUCCGCAGCUCGGAGGACCUCAUGCGCAGAGGCAGGUGGCACAGCCAGCGCUCCGUGAAGCGGUACGAGAAAGGCCGAGCGCACCCUCGGCGCGUGCCUCUCGCGGACAUACCGCGGCUAGCCGGGGCCAAGGGCUUCGCGCUGGAGAUCUUCGCGGGCAGCGGGCGCCUCAGCCACUGUUGGAGGCAGCAGGCGCCCUGGGGCCUGCCCAUCUUCGAGAUCGACGUCGGCUUCCACAGCUCACCCGAUCUCAGCCGCAGAGCAGCUCAGCGCCUCAUCCUUGGCUGGAUCCGCUCGGGGUGCUGUACGGCGAUCUGGCUGGGAACGCCCUGCGCGACCUUCUCGCGGGCGCGGGACUCCGGGGCCGGGCCGCCUCGGCUGCGCUCGGAUGAGCAGCCGCUGGGCCUGGACGGGCUGUCGGAGGGCGACAGGGUGAAGGUGGAAGUGGCGAACGAGCUCUGCCGCUUCUCCGCCAAGGCCCUCCUGUGCUGCCUCGAGCGGGGCGUGCCGGCGGCGUUGGAGAACCCCGCGUCGUCCCGCCUGUGGCUGGCGCCCUACAUGCAGGCCGCCGGCCAGCGGCCUGGGGUGAGAGAGACUGUGACAGAUUUCUGCAUGGAUGGUGCCCCGGCGGGCGCCAUGGGCUCGGCGCUGACUGCGGCGGUCGCCGCGUGCGGCGGCGAGGCCGCGCCGCGGCAACAGGCCGGCGCCGCGGACGCCGCGGCCAGUUCCGUGGACGACGACGACCGCGCGCUGCUGGAUGUGAAGGUCCAGCCUUGGAGCCACCUGCGGAGGCUGACCGCUGCUGUGGCGAAGGACGACGAGCUCGCCCGCAAGCUCGUGCAGGAGAGGAGAAAGGACUUCGCGAUGCUCGCCCUGAAGCAGAAGAAGCAGCACCAGGGUCUACUGCAGGACUGCCAGCAGCAGGAGGCACGGCUCGAGGAGCUCAUCGAGCGCAUCGAGUUCGCCCGCAUGCAGAAGGGCGUGGUGGAGGCCCUGGCCAGUGGUGUGGAGACCUUGAGGAGAACGCAGAAGGCGAUCGGAGGUGUCGACCGCAUCCACAGGAUAUUCGAGGAGCACGCCGACCUGGCGGCGGCGCAGGCAGAGCUGGGCGAGGCCCUCGGCGCGAGCGCCGUCACCGCGCACGACGCGGAGGCGCUGGAGGAGUACGCCAGGCUCGAGGCAGCCGUCGCCUCCCAGCCGCUCGACGGACCGCCUGCGGCGGCCGCCGUCGUCCCAGCGGGAUCCACGCCGCAGGCGGCCGCCGCCGUGGCGCUUCGGGCCGAGCCAGCUGCCGUGGGCGCGGGCUGA